Molecule: messenger RNA, 1026 nt
Organism: Trichoderma citrinoviride
Lineage: Eukaryota; Fungi; Ascomycota; Sordariomycetes; Hypocreales; Hypocreaceae
Exons: 2
Coding region: 1-960 (319 amino acids)
Source: RefSeq, a predicted model, not a curated record
AUGACGGUCUUUUCGCCUACUCUUCUGCCGCCACACUCCUCAGUAUCACCAUCAUCGUCGUCAUCGUCGUCUAAGCGAACGAUUACGCCUCCGCAUAGUUCACAUCGCGUGUCGUCUUCGGGAACGGUGCAGAUUGUUUCCCCUGGUGCGACGUCGUCUGGCAUGGCGGCGUCGUUUCCGGGGGUUUGGCCGUCGUCACCUUUGGGAAGGGUGGGCGAGGAAGGGGUUGUUGGUUCGGAGGCGUCUUCGACGGCGACGGUUCCUGCGUAUGACUACCAGAGCCAGGACCGGCGGCGGCGGUAUCAUCCUCUGGCUGGAGAUGGGUCUGGCAGCGGCGGGAGGAGGAUGACGCCGUUUUGGUGGACGGAGGAUGGUUCGGCUGCUGGGGAUGUGCCGCCUCAACGGGGCGACGAUGAUGGGGAGAGGGUGCGUUUGCUGGGUGGUAGGGGUGCAACAGGGGAGGUGAGGGGGCUUGUGAAUGUGGUUGUGCAUGGGGUUGUGCUGGCGAUGCAGAGCGGCGUUGCGGUGGGUGUUUUGACGGUGUUUGUGUGGGUUGGGGUGUGGAUGGAUGAUGAUGGGGGUUUGAAUGGUGUUUCUGGGGAGAUGUUACGCAGCAUUCCAUCCCUGACGACAACGGCCAUCCUCAUCCUCUCCUUCAGCACGCUCAUCGUUCACGAGGUCUACCUCCUCUCUCCGGUCGUGCUGCUCUACCUACAGGCCGCCAUCCUUGCGCUCGCCACCGUCGCCGCGACGAGCAUGUGGGUGCGCUGCGUGCGGGAAGACAACGGUGUGGUUAAGUGCGUUUUGGUGAGCUGCGGGACGCUGCUGUGGGUGAUGUGUGGGAUUGCGUUUCUGAGGGCAGCGGUGGUGUGGAAGGUUAUCAGCUCGAGGGAGGAUGAAGGGGUUGGAGAGGAGGGGGGUGAGGAGGUUCAGGGGUAUGCCACGCUUGAGGGGAGGUGAAUAUGGAUGAUGGGGGGAAGACUGGAUGAGUGCGGGAUUGAUGCUUCACUUGCUGUUGAUGGCCGU